AUGAGCAUCUCAUUUACAGAAAUGGCAUCAAAUUUUGGAAUACCAACCCCACCACCGGCUUUUGAUAAUUUAGACGAGAAAGGUCAAUUAUUUUCGUCUUCAUCAGAUGGGACUGAAGUCUAUUCACCUGACCUUACAAGUCCAAUUGUCACCAAUACAACCAUCAAUAACUCAUCGUCCAUUUCUACAAACAAUUUGAAUAAUGUGUCAUUACGUAAAUCCAGAUCUCGUUAUUUUAUCGCUGAUGAUUCGAUGCUAUCUUCAAUUAUUCCAAUCAUUAUGAAAGAGCAUAAUCUCGCAUCAACAGAUCCUUUAUCUUCAUCAACAAAUUUUUUUUUCUCCAAUGAUAAAUCUUCGUCGCAAAAUACUUCAACAAUUGCUUUAAACAGUGAUCCGUCUAAUAGCCAAAACAUUAACCAUGUUAAACAUGAUGAUAAUACUCAAUCAACAAUUUUUGAUUAUUAUUCGACAAAGAAGACGACGACGGUUUCGGCACCAUCAGCAACGAUUAUUCAUCGACCAUUGUUAUUGCCUGAUGUAAUACGCUCAAUUGGUCUGACGAGAAGGUCUAAAUAUAGAUCAAGACCUGUCACUCGAGCAAAGAAUAAACAGGAGGAUGAACGUACUUUUAUUACUACUGGGUUGGAUUUACUUUUUGAUGCUGCUCUUUCUACCAAUCAGCCCCUCUCUGAUAAUCAUCAACAUCGUCACCAGAAUCAAGAAGAAAAUUUACUAAAUACUCCUCGUUCGUCAUUUUCACCUCAAUCCCCCAAUAAAUUCUCUUCUUCCCAGAUUGGUCAUUCCUCUAAUAGUGUAAUUUCUAAUAAUAGCACUAUUAAUUCAUCAUCCUAUAAAAAUACGUCAUCGAAUGCAACAAAAAAUACAUUAUUUUAUUAUAUUUCCGGUAAACGACGUGCAUCAAUGUCACUUUCAUCCAUAUCCACUUCUGAUUUAAGUGAUCUUGAUGACGUCAAUAUUGAUAACUACGGAGAUGAUGAGGAUGAUUCGGAGUUUUUGCCGAACCCUAAAAGACUUAAACUUGGUGCUGGUUCUGGUCUUGGAAUUUCAAUCUCAUCAACUCCUGCCUCCACAUUUAACAACAUCAAGCAUAUCGCCAAAGCAAACGAUAACUCGAUGGCAAUCAAUAAUUCUAUUGUCACAUCAAAUACAACCAUUACGACUAUUGUCACCAACACGAUUGCUACUACAAGGGAGCGUAAAGAAGCAAAUCAAAGAACAAAAAUUUGUGCUAGUUGCAGAACUAAAAGCACUCCCUGUUGGAGACCCGGUUGGCGACCUGAUCUUUUUUUAUGUAACAGUUGCGGAUUGAGGUACAAAAAGACAAAAUGCGUGUGUCCAAAUUUAGAUUGUCGAUAUAUUCCAUUAAAGUCGGAAUUUAAUGCAAUGUUUAAGAAACAAAAGAAUGGCGAUAUAUCAGAAACGAAAAGAUGUUGUAAAUGCCAAAGUUAUGUUACAACCAACGGUAAUUGGCGACUUUGA
This is a messenger RNA of Ambispora leptoticha, 1500 nucleotides long. Lineage: Eukaryota; Fungi; Glomeromycota; Glomeromycetes; Archaeosporales; Ambisporaceae. The record is from the annotation of a GenBank genome assembly.